Ruditapes philippinarum (Manila clam) is the source of this 1813-nucleotide messenger RNA. RefSeq lists its product as uncharacterized. The transcript has a single exon. The record is from RefSeq and is a predicted model, not a curated record. NCBI's taxonomy places the organism in Eukaryota, Metazoa, Mollusca, Bivalvia, Venerida, Veneridae. Gene Ontology annotation, molecular function: 3'-5'-RNA exonuclease activity. Bases 1 to 1440 code for a protein of 479 amino acids.
AUGCAUAUAUGUGUUUAUAGCCUAUUGAAUAGUCAUGUCACUACAGAAAAUGUAAGUAAAGUUAUAGAAAGUGUAUUAAAAUUAGUGAACAUUUUUCCAAAUAAACUUCCUAGUCCAAGCACAAUUAAUAAUUGGAACAUUGAAAGAGGAAUUUUGGUAAAGAAACAAUUGUCAAGUGUAUGUGAAGAACAAAAUACAACUUUACACUCAGACGAAACAUCAAAAUAUGGAAGUAGGUGGGGGGCUUUUGCCACAAGAGAUAAUAGUGGCAAUUAUAAAUUGUUAGGAUUAAGAAAUAUGGCAACAAAAUCAAGUCAAGACACAUUAGAUACUUUCAAAGAAAUCUUAACAGAUAUUAAUAUAGCAAGUGAAGAUGAAAGUCAAGGUGGCAAGAAAAUUUUAACAAAUAUAAAAAACACAAUGAGUGACAGAGCAGCUUCUGAAAUGAAAUUUAAUGAAUUAUUAGAAAACUACAGAAAAGAGGUUUUACCAGAUAUAUAUGAAAAUUACAAUGAACUAAAUGAAGAGUCAAGAGAAGCAAUUGAUAGGAUGAAUAACUUUUUUUGUGGACUCCAUUCUUUAGUUAAUAUGGCUGAAACAUGUGAAAAAACAUUAAAUGAAGUAGAAAUUUUGCAUUUUGAUAAUAAAAUUCCUAUCCAAAAUCCAACUUUUUUAAAAUCUGGUCAGUCUGGAACUACUAGGCUUAUUUUAACUGCAUGUAAAUCUUUUGCUAGAAGAGGAGAUGAAAAAAAUGGUUGCUAUGGAAAUUUUAAAACAUAUAUUAACUCAUUCUUAAAAGAAAAUAAUAUGCAAAGUGUACCUCUUCAACCAUUAAGAGGAAAUAGAUUUAACAUUUUAUUCACUAAUGCUGGACAUGUAUACUUUUUACAAAACGAAAUGAAAGAUUUUUUGUUGAAAACACCUAAGUCAAAUGCUCUGCUUUCUUCUGUUUUGUUUGAUUUGAAAGAGCCAUUCUUUUUGGCUGGAUGUAAAGCUCUAGGUUUGAUAUCAAAAAUUAUCACUACACCUCUUUGGCAUGUUAUCGAAUCGAAAGAAAUUACAAUGUCUCAAAUGAAUAAAAGAUAUCUGACUUUGAAAACAUUUUUGCAAGACUGCAGUUUAAAUUUAGAUGAUUUUAUUAAAGGAAAUAUAACACUUUUUGAAGAUGUCAAUGUGAAAAAAGACAAAGUGUAUGAAAGUUUAGUUAAAGAAAGUGAGAUAGAUGGGCAUGUUGAAACUAUUCUUUUAGUUAUCUUACCUGCAUUAUUAAAAUUAAUCACAAAACAGUAUAAGGAUCAUUUACCAGGUGGAAUUCAUGAGAACUUAAAUGAAAGAGAAGUAAGCAGUGUUGAUAAACAUAAUAAAUUUCCAGAAAGAGUUUUUUCAUAUUUAGACCACAUCGAUGCCUUGGUGCGAAAGGGUUGUAACUCAAUAUUUUGAAAUUAUUCAGGAGAGACAAAAAACUUAUUUAUUCUUUUACGUUCUAAUAAAUACUUCUUUAAUUUUGGUUUUUGGCUUUCAUUCAUUUACUGAUAUAUAAUUGAUUGGAAAGGUUAUUUUAUUUUGUCAGCAUAAAGAGAUAAUUGAUAAAGUUUCAGUUACAACCCUUUCGCACCAAAAAAAUAAAAAAAUUCAAAAAAUGAUUUGGUGCGAAAGGGUUGUAACUAAAUUUUUGCUUUAAAUUCUGAUAAAUGUAAUAGGUCAAAUGAACAGAUCCAAGCUUAGUUGUGUUUAGUAUGAACUAAUUUAACAUAUGGCCUGGAUAUUUCAGUGAAAAACCUUCAAAUUUUAUGUUUUUAAAAUAAAAUUUCAG